Messenger RNA from Portunus trituberculatus (swimming crab), 2036 nucleotides. RefSeq lists its product as uncharacterized. Bases 11 to 1870 code for a protein of 619 amino acids. Gene Ontology annotation, biological process: N-acetylglucosamine metabolic process; sulfur compound metabolic process. NCBI's taxonomy places the organism in Eukaryota, Metazoa, Arthropoda, Malacostraca, Decapoda, Portunidae. The record is from RefSeq and is a predicted model, not a curated record. The transcript is spliced from 5 exons. Gene Ontology annotation, molecular function: N-acetylglucosamine 6-O-sulfotransferase activity.
GUGGUUGCGGAUGAUUGUGGUGGCGUUGGUGUGGGCCAGUGCGGGGUUGAUCGUGUGCACCUACUGGCAAAUUCCAUUGAGCUCCGACAUCUACCAUGGUGGCAGGGAUAUUUUCCAACCUCAUCACUCAUACAACAGUAAAGGCUCAAGCUACACAGACUCUCGGUUACAUGACAGUGAUGUUAGUCAGAAAGGUAAUGUAAUACAGAGCUUUUCUCAACACACGAAUGGCAGAGAGCUUGGGGAUGAAUUCCAAACAUAUAACCUCAACCAAGAAGCCAGUAACGUGAGUUAUAGAUUUAAACAUGUAAACAGCCUUGAACAUUCUACAAGUGCCCUUCAAGCUCACCAAAGUAGCCUUAGAUAUAAUGAUAGCCUUAAAUCCCAGAAAAUCAAUUUUGGGAACCUUGCGAAUGAGGUUUUUAUAAGGAAAGGAGUGGGAAACGCAAGUAUUUCAGAAAACCAUCAAACGUACAAAAAUAGUAAUUACGAACACGGUAAUAUACUAGUUCGCGAUCCACUAUUAGGGAAAUGGACCAGAUUGAAGAAGGCAGGUCGAAGAGAAAAUCAAAUUAUCAUGGCAAGUGGAAGAGGUGAAAGUAACUUGAAAAUAAAUAGGAGCAGCAAACUAAAUCAAGGCGCACCUCGUGUCAUCCUGCUGUUAACGAGAUGGCGGAGCGGGUCGACCUUCCUGGGGGAACUUCUGGCUUCAGCUGUACCAGAAACUUUCUACAGCUACGAACCGCUGCACCCUUGGAAGAUCAGGAUGUUGGAAGAGGAUGACAGUUAUACCCGGGCAGCCCAUACCUUGCUGAGGGAUUUGUUCCAGUGCCACAUGGAGCCGCAUCCCGGGCACGUAGCGUACAUGGCACGCAGUCACUGGUAUCUCCGUUGGAACACUCGUCUGUCUUCUCAGUGUACGCCGACAAUGAAAGUAGUACAAGGCACACAAGAUCGAGUAAAAUAUCAGGAAUCACGGGAGCAGCAGCAGAAGCUGGGACAUGAGAAACAACUGUUUAAUGCAUCUCAGGGACUCCAGAAAGUAGUGUGGCAAGUAUUACAGGAAUCGCGAUACGAAGCUUUGGAUCAUAACGAAAAGGUUCAGCUGGCAAAAGAGCGACCAGGUCUACAGGAUAAAGAUAGGAAGCAACAGGAACCUUCUUCAUCACGUUUGAACGUGGGCAAGCGGCCCUCAUGUGAUGACGCUUCCUUCGUAAGUGAUGUGUGCCGUCGUUCAUCCCUUCACGUGGCAAAGGUAGUUCGACUCAGCCUGCGACAGGCGAUGCCUUUACUGGAGGAUGAGAACUUGUCCCUCCAAGUGGUGUACCUCGUCAGGGAUCCUCGCGCAGUCCUCAGUUCCCGGUCUCGCCUCCCCUGGUGCGUCGCUGCGGCCUGUCGUGAUCCAUAUACCGUCUGCUCCAGCCUGCAGCGUGACUUGCUGCUCAUUCCUCGUCUUCUUCGUCGCUUCCCAACCAGGAUAAAGAUGAUCCUCUACGAAGAGUUCCUUCAAGAUCUUCCUCAAUCUCUCCAUGAGCUCCUCGCCUUCCUCCACCUGCCUCUCACCUCAUCUCACCUCGCGUUUCUCAGUACAGCGGCUCGUGGAUUAACGGUACCGUCUCCAUUAUUGCCAGCUCAAGCUCAAGCCUUGCAACGUCGGAAUCAGGGGCCUUAUGGUACUAGGCGAAAUCUCAAGAAUCAAGCGUUUCUGUGGCGGGUUAAGACUCCCUACAAACAAGCUGCCAGAUACCAGUCACGCUGCAAGGCCGUCCUCACAUCCCUUAGACUGAGGCAGUUCACUUCCUCACUUGAGUAUCACUCAUACUCUAUCUCUGCCCUCCUGCCCCGUCCGAGACGCCUACCGCAAACAUGAUUAUUAGAGCUUGCAGAAAUUUUUCAUGCCGAUAACUAAAUGUAUUAUGCUCCAAGACGUGUUUAGAGUUUUGCGUGUUUGUAUUUGCCUUGUCUGUCAAAACAACUAUUUUCACAAGAAACUGGAAAUAUAUUUAUGUUAUUGCGUUUAUUUUGUCAUAUUUUAU